Galendromus occidentalis (western predatory mite) is the source of this 1611-nucleotide messenger RNA. It is a transcript of the gene Cth, whose product is annotated as Cystathionine gamma-lyase. Gene Ontology annotation, molecular function: pyridoxal phosphate binding; cystathionine gamma-lyase activity. The record is from RefSeq and is a predicted model, not a curated record. Lineage: Eukaryota; Metazoa; Arthropoda; Arachnida; Mesostigmata; Phytoseiidae. The coding region runs from base 100 to 1278 and encodes 392 amino acids. Gene Ontology annotation, biological process: transsulfuration. The transcript is spliced from 8 exons. Gene Ontology annotation, cellular component: cytoplasm.
UCCCCGUAUUUAGAGCAGAGUCUCAGACGCUAAGCCUCGACAGCGGCGUCGUCCUCCAACUCUUGCCGGGAAUUUUCCAAUCAAGCAAGCCUUCUUGAAAUGCCGGCAACAGACCAAGAGCUUUCUUUCGAGACGAAAGUCGUCCACGUCGGUCAAGAUCCACAGCAAUGGAAUUCCAGGGCCGUCGUUCCACCGAUCUCCAUGGCGACAACUUUCCAACAGAGGGGUCCAGCUGAUCAUGCGGGCUUCGAGUAUUCCCGUUCGGGGAAUCCUACCCGCAGUUGCCUCGAAGAGCUGCUGGCGUCGCUGGAAAACGCGAAGUUCGCUAUGUGCUACGCCUCUGGCUUAGCGGCAACGGACAAUGUGGUGCAUUUGUUGGAAACAGGGGAUCAUAUUGUUGCCUUCGACGACCUAUAUGGCGGAGUCGGCCGUCUCUUCAGAGCAUGCGCCAUGCCGAAAGGAAUCGAAGUGGAUUUCGUAGAUGCCCGAGAUCCUCAAGUCGUGGCCGCUGCGUUGAAACCGAACACGAAGCUGGUAUGGGUCGAAACCCCCUCGAACCCCAUGAUGAAAAUCGUGGAUAUAGCUGCCGUUUCGGCAGCUGUGAAGAAGGGCGCUCCACAGGCCAUCCUGGCAGUGGAUAACACGUUCAUGAGUCCGUGCUUUCAGAAUCCGCUCCAACAAGGUGCUGACAUCGUAAUACAUUCGAUAACUAAGUACAUCAAUGGACAUUCGGAUAUCGUGAUGGGAUGUAUCAUGACGAACAAUUUGAAGCUGCACGAAAAGCUUCGCUUCCUCCAGAACGCUGUCGGUGCCGUUCCGUCGCCCUUCGACUGUUAUAUGGUGAACAGAGGGAUCAAGACUCUCGCUCUCCGAAUGCAGAGACACCACGAGAACGCACUCAAAGUCGCAAAAUUCUUAGAAACGCAUCCGCUCGUCGAGAAAGUCAUUCACCCAGGCCUCGAAUCCCAUCCCCAGCACCUCUUAGCGAAGCGACAAUGCUCAGGCUUCAGUGGCAUGCUCUGCUUCUACCUCAAGGGUGGUCUGGCCGAAUCCCGAAAACUGCUGUCAGCUCUGAAGCUUUUCACUUUGGCUGAGAGUUUAGGAGCAGUGGAGUCCCUGGCUGAGCUGCCGUCCGUCAUGACGCAUGCGUCCGUUCCCGCAGAAUUGCGAGCUCGACUCGGUAUCUCGGAUGCGCUCAUCCGUUUGUCCGUCGGUAUUGAAGCUGUUCAGGACCUCAUAGACGACCUGGAUCAAGCUCUGGCCGCAUCACAGAAAUGAGAGGAGGAGUUGGUCCUAGAGCGACUAAUAGAGGUGAUGCAUGCGAGCCACCGCGGGAUAUCCCCCUCGCCAUCAGUCUCGUGGGGCAGCACUGGGGAAGAGUAUCACGAUACUGCCUCCUCAGCGACCCUUGUUCUGGUUCUCGAUUUCUUCUUACAAUAUUUAUUGGCAGUGCUUGAUUCCUAGAUAGUUCCUCCUGAACGACUCAUUUGCGUGGUCCCAGUUUGUAUCGGCGCGGCGUUCAACCGUUGCGCCGUUGGAGGAUUCUUCACAAUAAAUUCGGUGACGGCGGAGCCGAUCGAGUCACCGGCAACUGGCAACGUCGCUCAAGCU